Messenger RNA from Stegastes partitus (bicolor damselfish), 1594 nucleotides. RefSeq names its product zona pellucida sperm-binding protein 3-like. The coding region runs from base 1 to 1572 and encodes 523 amino acids. Lineage: Eukaryota; Metazoa; Chordata; Actinopteri; Pomacentridae. Gene Ontology annotation, cellular component: extracellular matrix. The transcript has 11 exons. Gene Ontology annotation, molecular function: acrosin binding. The record is from RefSeq and is a predicted model, not a curated record. Gene Ontology annotation, biological process: egg coat formation; binding of sperm to zona pellucida; positive regulation of acrosome reaction.
AUGGGGUUCAGAGGAGCAGUUCUGUUGGGCUUUGCGCUUCUCUUCUCAGGUGGGAAUUUUCGCUCGGCUGCACAAAACUGGUUUAACUUCAGCACCAAUGAGACUCUAAACCCAAUCCCCCAAGAGCGAGCGGCGGCAGGCCUCCAGCUGCAGAGAUCACCGCAGACAACACAUCAUCAGUCAAACCAGAUGGAGCGAAAGGUUCCGGCCGACUCUCCCGUCAGCUACCGCCUCAGGAGCUACUGGCUCAGGAACCCGGCCGACAGCGAACAGAACCCGCGUGAGGAGCAGAACCCGCAGAGAGUCGAGGCCGGAGAGGUGACCUCGGAGCAGAGGGAAGCUGGAAAGAUGGGAAAAGUUCAAAUUCAAGGCCCGGAUCUGAGCGUCCCCGCCAAGAAGGAACCAAAGGCGCUGGUGAAGUUUGAGCAGCGGGUGCCGGUGCCAGCUCAGAGCGUGAGCGUGCGCUGUGGCGAAGAAAAGGUCACCAUAGAGGUCAAGCAGAACUUCUUAGGAAACAGUCAGUUCAUCCAUCCAAGUGAUCUGACCUUAGGAGGCUGCGCCGCCGUGAACGCUGCCGACCGCGUCCUGCAGUUCCAGACGGAGUUACACGACUGUGGCAGCGUCAUGACGAUGACUGACGAAGCCCUCAUCUACACAUUCUUCCUGAUGUACUCUCCGACGCCCAUUAUCAACACUUUCAUUUUAAAGACCAACCCCGCUGAGGUGAUAAUUCAAUGCCACUAUCAAAGGAGGCAUUACGUGAGCAGCAACGCCGUGAAGCCUACCUGGAAGCCGUUCGCCCUCAACGUGCACGCCCAUCAGCAGCUGCACUUCUCCCUGCGUCUCAUGACAGAGGACUGGCAGUCACCGAGGCCUUCCACUGUUUACUUCCUGAGUGACGUGAUGCACAUCGAAGCGUCGGCGCUGCAGGGUCACCACGUUCCUCUCAGGGUCUACGUGGACAGCUGCGUGGCUACGGUGACCCCCGAUCCCCACUCGCAGCCCAGAUACUCCUUCAUCAACAACCACGGGUGUUUAACUGAUGCUAAGCUGACAGGAGCCAAGUCUUACUUCAUGCCGAGGAGCCAGGAGGAUAAACUUCAUUUCCAGCUGAAAGCCUUCAGGUUCCACGAGGAUGACAGGAAUUCACUCUACAUUACGUGUCACCUGAAAGCAACAACCGUCUCCUUCCCCAUCGACUCUCAGCACAAAGCCUGUUCAUACUUGACUGAAGCCAGAAGAUGGGUGGCAUCAGGUGGAGACAACAAGGUGUGUAGCUGCUGUGAGACCAGCUGCGACGAGCGCAGACACAAAAGAAGCCUCGCGGCAGAUGCUGCUCUGCAGUGGGAGGCGACGGCCGCCCUGGGCCCCAUCCUGCUGGAGGAGGACGCUCUGCAGACGGAGCUUCCUCCACAACCGCUGACACAUGAAGUGACCGAAGCUGCCUCGGAUUCGUCGAUAGCGCUGCUUUGUGUCGUCGGAGCGUCGAUGGCCGUGGUGCUGCUGGGGUUCACGGGGGCUGUGAUUUGCAGCCGACGACAGAAGGCUGCUGAGUACUCUGUUUGCACCUGAUUAAAGGCAAUAAAACAUUUAC